AUUGGCCGGACCUCACCUCGGGCCCUGCCCCCGGUACGGCUCCGGGCUCCCAUUGUCUUGGCAGAUGCCGCCUACUCCAGCUAUCGUGCUCUGUAUUCAGUUUUCGGGGGUCGAACUCUUUCUAGGUCCCGCGGCGGAAAACCGGAUUUCCGAGUUUGAGCGGCUCUUAUUUCCUGCUUAGGACCCACUUUGCCGCCCCAGGGUGGCUGCAGCUAUGUCCUCGCUGCGACCCUUCCUGCUUCUGCUGCUGCCUCUGUGUCCGGGUCCUGGUCCCGGACUGGGGAGCGAGGCAAAGGUCAUCCGGAGUUGUGCAGAAACCCGGGAGGCGCUGGGGUCCCGAGGAUAUAGCUUAAACCUAAUCCCUCCCGCCAUGAUCUCAGGUGAGCACCUCCGGGUCUGUUCCCAGGAGUACACCUGCUGUUCCAGUGAAAUAGAGCAGAGGCUGAUGAAGGAGUCUGAAGCCACCUUUCGAAGCUUGAUGGAGGACAACAGCUCCUUCCUGGUUCAUACCCUGGCUGUCCAGCACAGAAAAUUUAAUGAGUUUUUUCGGGACAUGCUCUCGGUAGCCCAGCACUCCCUGACCCAGCUCUUCUCCCACUCCUACGGCCGCCUGUAUGCCCAGCACGCCCUCAUAUUCAAUGGCCUGUUCUCUCGGCUGCGGGACUUCUAUGAGAAGUCUGGUGAGGGGUUGGAUGACACCUUGGUGGACUUCUGGGCACAGCUCCUGGAAAGAGCGUUCCCCCUGCUGCACCCACACUACAGCUUUCCCCCUGACUACCUGUUCUGCCUCUCGCGCCUCGCCUCCUCUACUGAUGGCUCUCUGCAGCCCUUCGGGGACUCACCCCGCCGACUCCGCCUGCAGAUAACCCGGGCCCUUGUGGCUGCCCGGGCCUUUACCGACAGCCUAGAGACUGGAAGAGAGGUGAUCAGUGAGGCACUUAAGGUGCAGGUGUCUGAAGGCUGUCGCCAGGCUCUGAUGCGUCUGAUUGGCUGCCCCUUUUGUCAGGGGGUCCCCUUACUUAAGCCCUGCCAGGGCUUCUGCCUCAAUGUGGUUCGUGGCUGUCUCAGCAACAGAGAACUGGAGCCUGACUGGAGCAGCUAUCUGGAUAGUCUCUUGCUCCUGGCUAAGAAGCUCCAGGGCCCCUUUUCCUUUGAGCUGGCUGCUGAGUCUAUUGGGGUGAAGAUCUCAGAGGGUUUGAUGUAUCUACAGGAAAACAGUGUGAAGGUGUCCACCCAGGUAUUUCAAGAAUGCGGUCCCCUACACAAGGUGCCAGCCAGAAACCGCAGGACCCCUAAGCUGUCUAGGGAAGACGCGGGCCGGCGGAGGGUGUUGGUGGCCCAGGAGGAGCGGCCCACUACGGCAGCAGGCACCAACAUGCACCGGCUGGUGUGGGAGCUCCGCGAGAGGCUGGGCAGGAUGCGGGGCAUCUGGGCCCGGCUGUCCCUGACAGUGUGCGGAGACUCCCGCAUGGCAGUAGACGUCUCGCAGGAGGACGCACCCUGCUGGACGGGAUCCGGACGGGGCCGAUACUUGCCACCAGUGGUCGGGGGAUCCGCAGCGGAGCAACACAACCCUGAGCUGCAGGUGGAUGUCUCGCGCCCCGAUGUGUCAACACGGCGGUGGCGGCUUAUGCUUCGGGCGGCCACAGCCAGGAUGAAGGCGGCCACUGUUGGACAUAAUUUGGACGGGCCGGACCGGGAUGAGGACGCCAGCGGGUCUGGAGGAGGACAGCAGUAUGCAGAUGACUGGAUGGCUGGGGCAGCAGCUGUGGCCCCUCCAGUCCGGCCUCCUCGGCCUCUUCGGCCUGCGAGCCCUCCUCGGAGAGACAGUUUUGGAAAAAGAGGAGGAGGUGGCAGAGGAGGAGGUGGCAGUGCCCGACACAACCAGGGCAGAAGCAGGAGUGGGGGGCUAUCUGUUUUUGUUCAUACCCAACCCAUCCUCAUUCUUUCCCUCUCAGCCCUGACCCUGCUUGGACCUCGAUAA
Otolemur garnettii (small-eared galago) is the source of this 1984-nucleotide messenger RNA. RefSeq names its product glypican 2 (gene GPC2). Gene Ontology annotation, cellular component: synapse; extracellular region; plasma membrane. The record is from RefSeq and is a predicted model, not a curated record. The coding region runs from base 215 to 1984 and encodes 589 amino acids. The transcript has 10 exons. Gene Ontology annotation, biological process: smoothened signaling pathway; cell migration; regulation of protein localization to membrane. NCBI's taxonomy places the organism in Eukaryota, Metazoa, Chordata, Mammalia, Primates, Galagidae.